Hemicordylus capensis (graceful crag lizard) is the source of this 4058-nucleotide messenger RNA. RefSeq names its product neudesin neurotrophic factor (gene NENF). The coding region runs from base 366 to 983 and encodes 205 amino acids. The record is from RefSeq and is a predicted model, not a curated record. Gene Ontology annotation, cellular component: membrane; endomembrane system. Lineage: Eukaryota; Metazoa; Chordata; Lepidosauria; Squamata; Cordylidae. The transcript has 4 exons.
CGUGCUGGGAAAUGUAGUUUAUUAGGCAAAUCCAAAGUACAGUAAGCCAUGCUACCGUCAGGACCAGUCCAAAAGUUACAAAGCGUCAAACUGCGAGCUUUCGAGUCCUACGAAAUGGACAGGAGGGGGAAAGGGACAUGAUGGAGAUACCCCUAAAGUCUGCAGUUUCUCUAUCCUCUAAAGAUGGAGUUUAGAAGGUUUUAUGCAGACUUCGAUCAUCCUCUGAAAGGCAGUGUGAGAAAGUUGCAAUAGGCGCGCAGUGAUGAAGAGUUCUGUUUGAUGCUUUGAUACUAUUGUUAGGUCCUAAUAAAAGCCUUACGUGCUCUGGGUUGUGGAUUUUUCUUGUAAAGGACCGUCACUGUGCGAUGCCAGUCGAAGGGUCAGGACUCAGGAGGCGUUGUUUCUUCCGAAAUACCCGAUCUCCUUCCAGCCCCUCCGGCAGCCUCUCUUGCCCCGCCUCCUCCAGAGUGCCUGCCAUGGCCGACCGCUCCGGCUUGGCUCUCGCCCUGCUGGCGCUGGCCUGGCUGGGCUCCCAGGAGGCGAGGAGCGAACAGGAGCUCCGCUUCCAGCAGCCCGUGCCGCGGAAGAGACCCGUGCGCCUCUUCACGGAGUCCGAGCUGGCCAGAUACAACGGGCAGGAGGAAAACCAGCCUAUUUACUUAGCUGUGAAGGGUGUGGUGUUUGAUGUCACUUCUGGAAAAGAGUUUUAUGGGAAAGGAGCACCAUAUAAUGCCCUGGUAGGAAAGGAUUCCACCCGAGGAAUUGCAAAGAUGUCCCUUGAUCCUGCAGACCUCACUCAUGAUACAAUGGGACUUGCAGAAGAGGAGCUGCAAUCUCUGGAUGAGACCUUCAAUAACGUCUACAAAGCCAAAUACCCUAUUGUUGGCUACACUGCCCGAAGAAUUCUCAAUGAGGAUGGCAGCCCUAAUCCGAACUUCAAACCUGAAGAUCAGCCACACUUCAGUAUUAAGGAUGAGUUUUGAUCAAUGAUGUUUCCAUGCCAAGAGCCUCUAAAUGUGUGUCCUGAAUUUCAUAGAUAAUGGACAAAAACUGACAAUUGGGAGAACUCUUGAAAAAUGAAUAUCUUGGUGUGCCUGUAAUGUGUAUUUUUUUAAAAGUCUUUGGAGCAAAGCUUAAUACAAAUUGUUUACUAUUUUUUAAAUGCUCUUGCAACUGAUGUAGUGGUGACACUAUAGCAAUGGUACCUGUGGACUCAAUCCAAGUGAGAUGUUUUUCAUUAAAUUCACUGCCACUGCCUUCCUGUCGAAUACCCAAAUGUGUGGGUGUUAGAGGAUAUCCAGUGGCUGGCUAAUGGUAUUUGCAUCUUCAAGAUGUAUCUCUUCCAUCCUGGCUGUGGCUUCAGUGAAUCCCAUGUGUAAAGUAUGGCUUAUGUAAAUCAUAUCAGCUUGACAGCAAUACCUGACAAGAUCCUAGAACAGAUUAGCAAACAAUUGGUCUGUGAGCACUUUGAAAAGAAUCUGAAGCCAGGAUGGAUUUGUCAAGAACAAGUCAUGCCAGACUGAUCCCGUUUCCAUUUUUGAUGAAUGACUAGUUUAGUAGAUCAUGGGUAUGCUGUGGACAUAGUGUAUCUUGAUUGCAGCAAAGUCUCCCAUGAUAUUCUUGCUGACAAGUUGAUAAAAUGUCGCCUGGAUGCUGCUGCUGUUAGAUGGAUUCAGAGCUGAUUGAACAACCAUAUGCAAGGAGUCCUCAUUUAUGGUUUCAUGCCUACUGAAGGGAAAUAUCAAGUGGAGUGCCACAGGACUCUGUCCUGAGGGAUAAGGGGAUGCUUAUCAAAUUUUUGCAGAAGCUGCAGGGGGAAAUGCCUACCACCUUGGAAGACAAGGGCAGGGGGAGUUGAGUUGUUCUCCCCCGCUCCUAACCAAGUGCUCGGAGGUGUAUCCGCACUCCUGACAACUUCAGCACCUCCUGCAUCUUUGUAUUGAGAUUCAAGUAGGAUAUAAACGUAUCUGGAUUUUGUCAUCUUGGAGAACUUGAUUCAGAUUUAUCUUAUUACUGUUUCUGCUUGGCUUGGCCAUGUCUUAUAGAUUGCAGUUUCCUAGAGAGAAGUGUGUGGGGGUGUACCUACUAUUAACCUAAUUUACCUUAAUUCCAGUUCCUAUCAGGUGAAGAUAAGCCCUUUGCUUUGUCAGAUUCCACUUAGCCAGUCUCUCUAGCCUUAAUUUUCAUAGCUACUGGAGAGAUUUAAUGCUCAUGCUGGACAAAUUGAUGCUAACUACGGAGCUGCAGUAGCCCCAGGAUAUUGUGUCGUGUUAUGUUGAUUUACCUGACAGAUUGAAUUAGCAACGUGGAGUUGAGCAGGGCUCCCAAUUCUCCAAAUAGAAUAUAUUCUAUUGUGUUAACCUCCUGACUGCUUUCUUUCGAAGAGUAAGUGAUUAUUCAUUUUUCCUCUCAGGGGCUUUGCACACAUUUUCUGAUGAAAAUGUACUGCUAAGAAACAGUAAAUAAGUAAGCAAGGGUUAGUAUUCAUAGUGGCUGGCAGACUAAACCCAUGUUUAGGCUUUUACUACUGCUACUAAUAUUUAUAUACUACCCUUCUUAAAGUUCUCAAAGUGGUUUACACAGAAAAAGAAAUACAUAAAUAAGGUGGUCCCCUGUCCACAUUGUCUUGAUGGCACACUUGACCUUUACCUGUCCCCAGAGGGUAAAGGUAAAGUUGUGCCAUUGAGUCGGUGUCGAUUCCUGGUGACCACAGAGCCAUGUAGUAAAAUAGGGAGGGGUUUACCAUUGCCUCCUCCCACGUAGUAUGAGAUGAUGCCUUUCAGCAUCUUCCUCUAUCGCUGCUGCCCAAUUUAGGUGUUCCCCAUAGUCUGGGAAACACACCAGCGGGGAUUCAAACCAGCAACCUCUUGCUCCCUAGGCAAACUACUUCCCCACUGUGUCAUUAGGUGGCCUCCCCAAAGGGCUCAGAGUCUAAAAAGAAAUAUUAAGCAGAUACCAGCAACAGCCGCAGGAGGGAUGUUGUGCUGGGGUUGCAUAGGGCCCAUUGCUCUCCUUCUGCUAUAGAUGUGAAUUGCCACUUUCAUUAGCAUCUCAGCCACAAACCUGAGACCAUGAACCUAGUCACUGUUCUACUGCACCAAGCCUGAUGUAGGUAUAUGUACUCAUCUUGUUUCUGCAAACAUCUUAUUUUCUGCUCAGGCUUUUACUUGAAACUAAUUUAAAUCUGUUUAAUUCUUUUUAUCCUAUGAAAUUGUUUGAACUUUUUAUUCUGUGAAAUUUUGUUUCUGUUCUGUUUUAUAUUUUAAAGUGUGUACACCACCUAGAGAUACACACACCAGGUGGUAUAUAAAUAUGAUAGAUAGAUAAAUAAGCAUGGAGAUGAUCCUGAGACCUGAUUAGGCAUAAUGUUGGCAGAUCUGACCCUGAUGCUGUUAAAGCCGCACUCCCUGCCCCCACACACUUCAUUUUAUACAUGAGUGGGGCAGAUCCACAUUUAAAGAGACAGGUUGGUUUUCACCACAUCUCGUUUCCUCAUCUGUGGAAGAAGUGACCGGUAUAAAGCAGCCCUUGCUUUCUUACUAUAACCUUUUAAAAAUAAAUGUUGAAGAGUGGUUAAUAUCCUUUCCUGUUAAAUUAUGAAGGUUCCCCACCCAGCUGCAGUAUUGAGGAAGUAUGUUGAGCCUCGUGCUACUGGAAAAGGUCAGAUCUGGCAACUGAAACCUGUGGGCUGCUAAAUUAUUGUUUUGCAUCUGUCUCCCAAAUAUCUGUGUCCUGAAAUUUUAAAAUUACCUAGGUGCAUCUCUGACAGCACAGCUUAGAUACUCCCUGCUUCUUCCUCAGUUUCAUACUAGAGAAGAAGGCUGGGGGACUUCUUGCCACCUUUGCCAGAGACAAGUGGAAUUGUGGACUUCUGGUCAUAAGGAACCCCCAUCUAAAAAGUGCUGGAGUGCACCAAAUAACUAUAUGUGACAGAUCACUGUGGUAUCUCCAUAUGCUGUUGCCUUGGCUGACUUUCUCUGCUGAAAUCCUAUUGCGUUGCAUUCUUCGUUCUCAGUCUCUCUUUCUUGCCUAAUAAAAAAAGGUGCUUCUGUGUUGUA